GCCGGAACCCGGGAGCCAGAGGAGCGAAAUGACAUUUCCUCUUUAAAUAGCUGGAGCCGGGGCCCCAUCUAGCAAUGGCUGCGUCGGCAGAUUUAAAUAAGUCUUCCCCAACACCGAAUGGGAUCGCGUCCUCCGAGCCAGCCAACGAGGCCAUGGACCCCUUCCAUGCUUGCAGUAUUCUUAAGCAACUCAAAACAAUGUACGAUGAAGGACAGUUGACAGACAUUAUAGUGGAAGUGGAUCACGGGAAAACAUUUUCCUGUCAUAGGAACGUUCUUGCUGCCAUCAGCCCCUACUUCAGAUCCAUGUUCACUAGUGGCCUUACAGAAAGUACUCAGAAAGAAGUUCGAAUCAUCGGUGUGGAAGCUGAAUCGAUGGAUUUAGUACUGAAUUAUGCCUAUACUUCUAGAAUUAUUCUGACAGAGGCCAAUGUUCAAGCUUUGUUCACUGCAGCUAGCAUCUUCCAGAUUCCUUCUAUUCAAGACCAAUGUGCUAAAUACAUGAUCAGUCAUUUGGAACCACAAAAUUCUAUUGGUGUCUUUAUAUUUGCUGAUCAUUAUGGUCAUCAGGAACUGGGAGACCGAUCAAAAGAAUACAUUCGUAAAAAAUUCCUGUGUGUCACCAAAGAACAAGAGUUUCUCCAGCUGACAAAAGACCAACUGAUAAGCAUACUAGAUAGUGAUGAUUUAAACGUGGAUCGAGAAGAGCAUGUUUAUGAAAGCAUUAUAAGAUGGUUUGAACAUGAACAGAAUGAAAGAGAAGUAUACCUUUCAGAAAUUUUUGCCAAAUGCAUACGUUUUCCUCUGAUGGAAGAUGCGUUUAUAGAGAAAAUUCCACCUCACUUUGCACAAGCUAUAGUCAAAAGCUGUGUAGAAAAGGGAGCAGCCAACACUAAUGGCUGUACACAGAGGCUUGGAAUGACUGCUUCUGAAAUGAUUAUAUGCUUCGAUGCUGCCCACAAACACUCAGGAAAGAAGCAAACAGUGCCUUGUCUAGAUAUAGUCACAGGAAGAGUGUUUAAACUAUGCAAACCACCAAAUGAUCUGAGAGAAGUUGGGAUUCUUGUAUCACCAGAUAAUGACAUUUACAUUGCAGGAGGGUACAGGCCAAGCAGCAGUGAGGUUUCCAUUGACCACAAGGCGGAAAAUGAUUUCUGGAUGUAUGACCAUUCCACUAAUAGAUGGCUAUCCAAACCAUCCUUGCUUCGAGCCAGAAUAGGCUGCAAACUAGUGUAUUGCUGUGGUAAGAUGUAUGCCAUUGGAGGCCGAGUUUAUGAGGGUGAUGGGAGAAACUCCCUGAAAUCUGUGGAGUGCUACGACAGCAGGGAGAACUGUUGGACAACAGUCUGUGCCAUGCCAGUUGCAAUGGAAUUUCAUAAUGCCGUGGAGUACAAAGAGAAGAUCUACGUUUUACAGGGAGAAUUUUUCCUCUUCUAUGAACCUCAAAAAGACUACUGGGGUUUUUUAACUCCCAUGACUGUGCCUAGAAUCCAGGGCUUAGCAGCUGUAUACAAGAACUCCAUCUACUACAUAGCUGGAACCUGUGGAAAUCAUCAGCGUAUGUUUACUGUUGAAGCCUAUGAUAUUGAGCUUAAUAAAUGGACUCGGAAGAAGGACUUUCCAUGUGAUCAGUCCAUAAAUCCGUAUCUUAAGCUGGUACUAUUCCAGGAUAAACUCCAUUUAUUUGUUCGAGCUACUCAAGUGACCGUUGAAGAACAUGUCUUCAGAACCAGCAGGAAAAAUUCCCUUUACCAAUACGAUGACCUUGCUGACCAGUGGCUGAAAGUAUAUGAAACCCCAGAUCGGUUGUGGGACCUUGGCCGCCAUUUUGAAUGUGCUGUUGCUAAACUCUAUCCUCAGUGUCUCCAGAAAGUACUGUGAUUAGUUACAGAUCUUAUAAGUAUCAGUGGUAUUUCAAGAAAUCUUGUCAGGAGAGGCUUGGUCCAAAAAGCUGAGAGUUUUAAUAUACAGAAAUGGGUGCUUUUAAAGAUUACAGUGUAGGGAUGGAUUUGCUUUCAUUUUUGUGAUGUUUUCAUUUCAGUAAGGAAAAGAUAACAAAGUGCAAUUAUCAGCAUUUUUUUUCCUGGCAUAAAAGUGAUUGUCAUUUUACAAUUUUGUGGUAAAUAGUCACUGAACUACCAGAAGAAUCAGGACAACUAUGCACUCUUAAAGAGCAGUUAGGUUAACUUGGUAGAGUCAUCCAAACUAGUUUGACAUGACUUUUUAUUUUAAAUACGGGUACCUAUCUGAGGCAAUAUCACUAGUACUUUAUUUAGCUGUGACCUCUCUAACGCAGAGAAGCACUAACUUAGAUCCUCAUUCUUAAUAUUUAUAUAUAUAUUUACAUGUUUUUGUGUACUGUUUUCAAGAGAUUUCAACAUAUUCUGUUAUUAGACUGAAGGAAAUAUCAGUCUCAGAAAGAGCUUGUAGACUGAUUAUUCAUAUUUCCCAUAUACUUUUAAGUUAGUUUUAAAGUGGCAGCUUUCUAUCCAUAACUUUUUCAAGUGCAAACACUGUCUCAAUUUUUUUUUAAAUCCCAGAAAGGGCUUAAAUUUGUAGGUGGCUGGUGCUAGUAUAAGAAUUCAUGUGUAUAGUUGAUUGAUUUAAAUGGUCUGAGCCUAAGUUUAUCUUUCAAGUUAGUGUAUUAGUUUCAAUGUCAUAGUACUUUACCUGUUGAACUCUUGUGAUUUCACAAGGCUUGCUACUUAUGUGGUAGGAUAUGUCAGCUAUUGGUCUAACUUGAUUCAGUCAUAGGAUAAUAAGACUGUUAUAUUCCAAGUUUGCACUAACAUGGGCCAUUCUGUUGGCCUCCUUUGCUCUACUUGCUGGUCCAGACAUUGUUGGUACAUUGUGUUAUAAUGUGAAGUUUUGCAACUACUUUCAAAAUUCUAUUUCCAGAAACAAAAUUCCUGCAGUGCUCUAAUAAUUCAGUGGGUUUUAUGUUCCAUACACAGUUACAAUCUCAUUUUCUUUCCUUUCUUCUUCUUCUUUUUUUUUUUGCACUUAACAGUGAGGAAACAGAAUAACAGAUUUAUGGAUACUUUGUAGGUACAUUUUUCAUGUUCAACUGAUGAAUUUCUAAGUCAGUUAGGAAUAUUAACAUAAAGGACAAAGUAACUCAUGUCCCUAAGGCAGGUAUUUGGGUCAGUAACUUACUCUUUAGUAUGCCUAGAAUAAUUAAUAAAAGAUAGAAGUCUUUCCUAAUCUAAACAGUUUGACUCUCUUGAAGAAAACAAACUGGAAUGAUUUGUAUUUAAAAAGAUCUCACACAUAUUGUAAUGUGAUACUGUGAAACAAAUUUCAAACAUUGCCUCUUUACAUCACAUACCUCAUUUUUUCAGAAACUUUCCAAACUGCUUUACAAAGACCUCUACAAGUAGGGACAGUUUUCUGAAGCAAGAGUUCAAGGGGACAGCAUUUAUAGUUUUAACAUUUAAAUCUAGUUCUAGGAAGCUAGAUAUGUAGUUUCUUCUUGGUCUUGAGAGUGUAACUAAUUUCUUUAUAAAUGGUAUUAACAAAUACAUUUACCCUCCUUAAUUUUUCUUCUGUUGUCUUUAUCUCCAUGCUGUUUUGGGGUUAUUUCUGUGAGUUCAAUAAUUUUUUUUUUCACAGUUUUGAAUUGCUGACAAGAGGGAAAAAAUAACCAUUUUUUGUUUUCAUAAAGCUUUCAGUAAGAUUUCCUGCCGCUUUUUGACAAUCUUCUAUAUUUAGAAAAGUGUAUUACUUGAAAACAUGACAUAGAAUUUUGAGUUAGCAAUGUAUUUGUGCUGUAUUGUAUGUAAGAGAACAACACUGUGGUUCAUUAUUCUGUUGAUCUGCACAACAGUUGUUCAUUUUAUUAUAACAAUUUAUAUUGAGGGUAUGAUCUAAGAAUAGUGGGUCAAAGCUAAGGCUUAGAGUUUUCUACUGGAGUAGAAUAUAUUUGAAUUUUGUAUGAAGAACUAUUUGUUUACAUUAUAUAUAGCUGGGAUAAAUUGCCACUUUUAAAAUGGUUUCAGAAGAGUUCCUAGAAAACUAAGAUUAGUAUUGUGUGGGUUUAUGUGUAGAUAUUUAAGGCACAUUUUCAUAGUAAGAUGAAACUAAAUAAAAGGCACAAUGACAACUCCAGAACUAAAAGGUCCCAUUUUAACUGUGUUCUUGCAUUUGAAGAAUGUAUGUAGCACUUUCCUAUAUAUUUUUUGUAACACAUUGAAGACUGGACUGGAUAAAACUAUGUUAUAGGAAAGUAGAAGUUGUAUUUUUUAAUUUUCACCUUUAUUUCCUGUUAUUGUAUAAAGUUGAUUGUUUCUCAGUUUCAUUGGUGCAUGUGAAGAAGUGGAUAUAAUCUGAGAAAACAGAUUCCAUGUAAAGCAGAUUCAAAUGGCAAUGUUCAGUGCUCAGGUAUGUAGUAAGUACUGUAGUCCUACAGGGGCAAAUGUGUAGAUAUUUUUAAACAUUUUGCCAUAAUUGCACAAUUUUUUGCAUUUUUACCUAAUGUCAUUGUUUCUUAUAAUAAAAGUUUUUCUGAUUAAA
Dipodomys spectabilis (banner-tailed kangaroo rat) is the source of this 4511-nucleotide messenger RNA. It is a transcript of the gene Kbtbd8, whose product is annotated as kelch repeat and BTB domain containing 8. The record is from RefSeq and is a predicted model, not a curated record. Bases 75 to 1880 code for a protein of 601 amino acids. Gene Ontology annotation, biological process: neural crest cell development. The transcript is spliced from 4 exons. Lineage: Eukaryota; Metazoa; Chordata; Mammalia; Rodentia; Heteromyidae. Gene Ontology annotation, molecular function: protein binding.